AGCGGGCAGGAGCCAGUUCCUGGGGAGAAUACAAUGCAACACGGAGCAAAGUGAAUUUACAAUGUCCUGAGCCACAGCCUAGUGCUGUGCUAGAGAAAGUCAGGGAAAUGGGGUAAAACCUGUGUGUCUGCCAAGUGCUAUUGUGAGCUCCUGCCUCCUGGCCCAGAGACCCCUGUAGCGGCCGUGCUCUCCGGUGGCUGGCACCCGCCCCAGCCCAGGAGCCGUGCCCAACCUGCCCUGUAGGGCUGCAGAGCCCCUGUCACCAGCCUGGCUGAGUGACCUGCUCCCUUCGGCAGUGGUGGGACCGACACAGCUCCAUGCUGGAAGGUUAGAAAUGGGGUGAGGCUUUCCAAAGUGCAAAGGGCUUCCCUAAACUGCCCUCUCCUGGUUGUGAGCGCUUGGAAGAGACUGUUGUGACCUGAUGUCCCAACGUGCUCCGUGGAUUAGGCUAAGGAGGGCUGGCGUAUGUGGGCUGUCUCGUAUACAGGGGUUUCUUCAGGCUGGGAAAAUGCGUGUGGCCCAAUGAACCAGCCACGGACGUGUCUGUACCGGCACAUGGGCACUCAGAGUGCCCGCAGUCCCUCCCCCGCGCAUCCGAGAGACCUGACUGCACUUUCACAGACAGCGUGAGGCUGAUGUACAUCCUGAUCCUGGCAGCUUCCCAAGCUCUUCUCUUCGGGUUUGUACGGUACGGAGCAACUCUUGGAACAGCAGUGCUAUAAACCUUGGCAAUGAUGGAUGCACACCACAGGGGUAAAAACAGAGAGCUGAGCUCCUCCGCAAAGGCCUUGUAAAAACGCAUCGACUUGGGGCUUCCCUCUUCAGCACUUCCCUUGACAGAAACACGCCGGGACGCGUGGAAGAGCAGACGGCUGCCGGAGAGGUGGGAAACUGCCCCGAUCCGCUGACACCCCCCGCCCCGGCAGGGCCCGGCGUCCCCGGGGUGGCAGCCGUGGGCAUCGCGGGGCCGGGGCUGCCCUCGCUCCCCCGGGGAUGCCCCGGCCUGCGCCCGCCCGCUGCCCUGCCCCUCGGGUGCUCCUAACGCUCCUGGGACAAGCCUGUCUGCGUUGGAAGAGAUGCUGUUGGCGGCAGAGACUAUUCGUAGGGUUUGAAGUCCAUGGAAACGAGGAACUAAGUCGCAGGUGCACUGGUUUAACCGAAGUGGCCUGGGUAACGCAGAUACAGCUUGUGUGAAUGGAUUUUCUUAGAGAAGUUUGGAGAUGUGUGAUUUGCGUGCACCUUAGACAGCGAUGGGCCUUCAUGCGCGGGGGCAGGUGCCGGGGCAGUGCUGAGCACACGGGCUGUGGGGCGCGAACGGCGGCGGCACGUCCUGCUGGCGCUCUCCCGGCGCUCUCCCGGCGCUCUCCCGUCCGGCGGUGCCGCUCUCCCGUCCGGCGGUGCCGCUCUCCCGUCCGGCUUCGUCUCUAACGCCGACUGCCCCCCUCAGCCCCGGCCGCUUCACAGCGCCGCCGCUCCUCCGCUCCGCCAGGGGGCGCCCCGUGCUCUCGGCGGAGGGGCGGGGCCGGCGCGGAGGCGGGCGGCGCGGCUUCCGGCGCCGUGACCCGGAAGCGCAAGCGGAGGCCAUGGCCGCCUGCUGAGGUGCGGCGCGGUGGGGCGCGGAGCGCGGCCGGCGGGGACGGGGCCGUUCCGCGCCGCUCCUCCCUUCCCCUCUCCUCCCCUCAGCGCGGCGGGCGGGUCCCUCGCCCCUCCGGGAGCGCCGGGGUGGGCGGCGGCGCGGCUCCCCUCGGUUUCUCCCGGCCGCCAGGCCCCGGCUGUCACCGAAGGCUCGGGUGGAAGCGGUGCCCCGGCCGCUCCCCGCGCUCCUCAGCCAAGGGGGGCGCUCCGCCCCGGCGCGGGGAGCGGCAGGGUCUGCCCUUGCCUGCCUGGGUCCCGCUGCUGUUGGGCUUGGCAGCAAACCUGUUUUGUCCUCCCUCCCUUCAGGCUGGGGACUGGCUCUCGCUCACGGGCUGCCUGCCGUCCUCUGCGGGGGUCACAGACCCGGUUAAGACCCGUGGCACCUUGUGUCUCGUCAGCUGAAAAUGAAGACUGUUUUAAUGGUCGCGGAGAAGCCUUCUCUGGCUCAGUCCAUCGCCAAGAUCCUCUCAAGGGGAAACAUGUCCUCUCGCAAGGGACUGAAUGGUGCGUGCUCUGUGCAUGAGUACACUGGAUCGUUCAUAGGACAGAGUGCCCAUUUCAAGAUGACGUCUGUGUGUGGUCAUGUUAUGACUUUGGAUUUCAUAGGAAAAUAUAACAGCUGGGAUAAAGUGGAUCCAGCAGAACUUUUUAGCAAAGCUCCCACAGAAAAGAAAGAAGCUAAUCCCAAACUGACCAUGGUGAAGUUUUUACAGGUGGAGGGAAGAGGCUGUGAUUGUAUUGUCUUGUGGUUGGAUUGUGAUAAGGAAGGAGAAAACAUCUGUUUUGAAGUUCUUGAUGCUGUUCUUCCUGUUAUGAACAAACCUCGUAGCACCGAAAGGACGAUUUAUAGAGCUAAAUUCAGUUCUAUUACUGACACAGACAUCUGCAAUGCCAUGAAUCACUUGGGAGAACCCAAUCGCAAUGAAGCCCUUUCAGUGGAUGCCCGCCAGGAGCUGGAUCUUAGAAUUGGCUGUGCGUUUACAAGGUUUCAGACUAAAUACUUUCAGGGGAAAUAUGGGAAUUUAGACAGCUCCCUCAUCUCCUUUGGGCCAUGUCAGACCCCAACACUUGGAUUCUGUGUUGAAAGGCAUGACAAAAUCCAGUCAUUUAAGCCUGAGACUUACUGGGUGCUGCAAGCUAAAGUGAACCCUGAAAAAGAAAGUUCUCUCACUUUGGAUUGGGAUAGAGUGAGGGUGUUUGAUCGUGAGAUUGCUCAAAUGUUCCUGAAUAUAACAAAGAUGGCAAAAGAAGCAAAGGUAGAAUCUGUGAGUAAAAAAGAGAAGGUGAAGCAGAGACCACUGGCUCUGAACACGGUAGAAAUGCUACGAGUGGCCAGUGCUGCUUUAGGAAUGGGUCCACAACAUGCCAUGCAAAUAGCAGAGCGUCUUUAUACUCAGGGUUAUAUUAGCUACCCUCGAACAGAAACUACUCAUUAUCCAGAAAAUUUUGACUUGAAAGGAUGUUUGAGACAGCAAGCCAAUAAUCCUUAUUGGGCAGAAACUGUAAAAGCAUUGCUGUCAGAAGGCAUUAAUCGUCCAAGGAAAGGCCACGAUGCAGGAGACCAUCCUCCCAUCACACCAAUGAGAGCGGCAACAGAAGCAGAAUUAGGUGGAGAUGGAUGGCGACUGUAUGAGUAUAUAACUAGGCAUUUCAUCGCCACUGUCAGCGCUGAUUGCAAGUACCUACAAACCACCAUUUCUUUCAGUAUUGGCCCUGAACGUUUUACUUGUAUUGGAAAAGUGGUAACUUCACCAGGGUUCACAGACAUUAUGCCGUGGCACAGCAUCCCAUUAGAAGAGAGCCUUCCCCACUGUGAGAAAGGAGAUCUUUUUCCAGUUGGUGAAAUAAAAUUGCUGGAAAAGCAAACCAGUCCUCCUGAUUACCUGACAGAAGCAGAACUUAUCACUCUGAUGGAAAAGCAUGGCAUUGGAACUGACGCAAGUAUUCCAGUCCACAUUAACAAUAUUUGCCAGCGAAACUAUGUCACAGUGGAGAGUGGUCGGAGACUAAAGCCUACAAACCUUGGCAUCGUCCUGGUUCAUGGUUAUUACAAAAUAGAUGCAGAAUUGGUUCUUCCUACAAUCCGCAGUGCUGUAGAGAAGCAACUCAACUUAAUAGCUCUGGGUAAAGCGAAUUAUCACCAGGUCCUGGAGCACACCCUUGACAUUUUCAAAAGAAAAUUUCACUAUUUUGUGGAUUCUAUUGCAGGUAUGGAUGAGCUGAUGGAAGUGUCUUUUUCACCCUUAGCUGCCACGGGUAAACCUCUUUCCCGCUGUGGCAAAUGCCAUCGCUUCAUGAAGUAUAUUCAGGCCAAACCAAGUCGUCUGCACUGCUCUCACUGUGAUGACACCUACAGUCUCCCACAGAAUGGCACCAUUAAACUCUACAAAGAGUUGCGUUGCCCCCUGGAUGACUUUGAGCUGGUGCUGUGGUCGUCUGGAUCCAGAGGCAAGAGCUACCCGCUCUGUCCAUACUGUUACAACCAUCCUCCCUUCAGGGACAUGAAAAAAGGAAUGGGCUGUAAUGAAUGCACGCACCCCACGUGUCAGCAUUCUCUUAGCAUGCUUGGAAUCGGGCAGUGCGUCGAAUGUGAGAAUGGGGUUCUGGUGCUGGACUCCACGUCGGGUCCCAAGUGGAAGAUGGCAUGCAACAAAUGCAACGUGAUUGUGCACUUCUUUGAGAAUGCCCACAAAGUCCGAGUGUCGCCGGAGACCUGCGACUUGUGUGAUGCAGCCCUUGUGGACGUCGAUUUUAACAAAGCCAAAUCUCCUCUGCCUGGUGACGAGACCCAGCAUUCAGGCUGCGUGUUUUGUGACCCUGUGUUUCAAGAUCUGGUGGAGCUGAAGCACGCAGCCAUGAGGCACCCCAUGCACCGCGGGGGGCAAGGGAAAAGGCAAGGCCGAGGAAGAGGUAAAGGCCGGAGGCCUGGAGGAAGACUCAAUCCAAAGAAACCCAAGGACAAAAUGGCAGCUCUGGCUGCUUACUUUGUAUAAUGGCCACACAACAGAAAAAUAAACUUCUUAUAAAAAUUUGUUUCCCUUUAAGUUCAUUUUUAAGUAUUUUUGAUCUU
Molecule: messenger RNA, 4705 nt
Organism: Chroicocephalus ridibundus (black-headed gull)
Lineage: Eukaryota; Metazoa; Chordata; Aves; Charadriiformes; Laridae
Gene: TOP3B
Product: DNA topoisomerase III beta
Exons: 18
Coding region: 2040-4628 (862 amino acids)
Biological process (GO): DNA topological change
Cellular component (GO): nucleus
Molecular function (GO): DNA topoisomerase type I (single strand cut, ATP-independent) activity; DNA binding
Source: RefSeq, a predicted model, not a curated record